Messenger RNA from Pogoniulus pusillus (Red-fronted tinkerbird), 7441 nucleotides. RefSeq names its product Meis homeobox 2 (gene MEIS2). The record is from RefSeq and is a predicted model, not a curated record. Gene Ontology annotation, molecular function: DNA-binding transcription activator activity, RNA polymerase II-specific; RNA polymerase II cis-regulatory region sequence-specific DNA binding. Bases 959 to 2392 code for a protein of 477 amino acids. Gene Ontology annotation, biological process: animal organ morphogenesis; positive regulation of cell population proliferation; positive regulation of transcription by RNA polymerase II. Lineage: Eukaryota; Metazoa; Chordata; Aves; Piciformes; Lybiidae. The transcript has 14 exons.
CGCCGCUCCCCGUCGCCGCCGCCGCCGCCACCGCCGCUCCCCGCCGCCGCCGCCGCGCUGCAGGACUGGCUAUGGCCACCACUACUUCCGGGUUCCGUCACUUCAUUCUCCCGCCGAUCAGCGCCGCAAAACUGAGCCUCUUCUAUAAGGCAGCCAGCAGCCAACCUGCCAACACUUACUGACACUCACUCAUCCCGGAGAGCGAGGGAGAGCGGGAGACAAAAUACCUGCCGGGAGGAGGAGGAGGAGGGGAGGAAAAAAAAAAAAAAGGAAAGAAAAAAAAAAAAGAGAGAGCGGGGGAAGUCCGGGCUUUGCAAACUGUUCCAUUUUUCUUCGCAUCUUUCCCCACCCCCCUUCACAGUACUUCAAAAAAAAAAAAAACCAAAAAAAACAAACAACCCUAUAGCGAUCCUAAAAGGCAAAACCCGAGCGCGGAGUUACUGGAAGAAGAAACCGGGGUUAAAAAGAUUCCUCCUCUCUUCUUCAUCAUCAUCAACCAUCAUUCAUUCACUACCUUGACAUUCCCUGGCUUUGAUUGACAGCUGGAGUGGCAAAAAGCCAUGAGACACGACAGUUUGGUUACAUGUGGGUUGCUGACGGGCCGAUCGUAACCUUCAGUUUGGGGGCUUGACAAUUUUUUUUUUUUUUUUUUUUUUUUUGGCGUAGAGAAAGAAAAAAGGAAAAAGACAGAGAGAAAAGGAAAGAGAGAAACAGAGAGAAAAAAAGAAGAAAACACAGAAACUCAUCGUGGUUCUUGACUGUUUUUUAUAUAUUAUUGUUGUUAUUGUUGUUGUUGUUAUUAUUAUUUGCCCAUAUUGGAGGACAGGAGAAGUCUAUAAGUGGGUUGCGGAAAAAAAAAAAAAAAAGAAAGGAAUCUUCUUCACUCUAAAUCACUUUCUUUGCUGGACUGGGAUAUUAAAUAUACGACACAUCCAGGAGUUUAUUGGAGCGCAGACUGAUGGCGCAAAGGUACGAUGAGCUGCCCCACUACGGCGGGAUGGACGGAGUAGGGGUACCGGCGUCCAUGUACGGAGACCCCCACGCCCCCCGGCCGAUCCCCCCGGUGCACCACCUCAACCAUGGGCCGCCGCUCCACGCCGGGCAGCACUACGGCGCCCACGCCCCGCACCCCAAUGUCAUGCCGGCCACCAUGGGCUCCGCUGUCAACGACGCCCUGAAGCGGGACAAGGAUGCGAUAUACGGGCACCCGUUGUUCCCCCUCUUAGCUCUGGUCUUUGAGAAGUGCGAGCUGGCGACCUGCACGCCCCGGGAGCCCGGCGUGGCCGGCGGGGACGUCUGCUCCUCUGACUCCUUCAACGAGGACAUCGCCGUCUUCGCCAAACAGGUCCGCGCUGAAAAACCACUUUUUUCUUCAAAUCCAGAGCUGGACAAUUUGAUGAUCCAAGCAAUACAAGUACUAAGGUUUCACCUUUUGGAAUUAGAAAAGGUUCAUGAGUUGUGUGAUAAUUUCUGCCAUCGGUACAUUAGUUGUUUGAAAGGAAAAAUGCCAAUAGACCUCGUUAUUGAUGAAAGGGAUGGCAGCUCCAAAUCAGACCACGAAGAACUCUCAGGAUCUUCCACAAAUCUAGCCGAUCAUAAUCCUUCGUCUUGGAGAGACCACGAUGAUGCAACCUCAACGCACUCGGCAGGCACACCGGGGCCCUCCAGUGGGGGCCACGCUUCCCAGAGCGGAGACAACAGCAGCGAGCAAGGAGAUGGUUUAGACAACAGCGUAGCCUCACCUGGUACAGGGGAUGAUGACGACCCAGACAAGGACAAAAAACGUCAGAAGAAAAGAGGCAUUUUCCCCAAAGUAGCAACAAAUAUCAUGAGAGCGUGGCUCUUCCAGCAUCUCACACAUCCAUAUCCUUCAGAGGAGCAGAAGAAACAGUUAGCCCAAGACACAGGACUUACAAUUCUACAAGUAAACAACUGGUUUAUUAAUGCCAGAAGAAGAAUAGUACAGCCUAUGAUUGACCAGUCAAAUCGAGCAGGUUUUCUUCUUGAUCCUUCAGUGAGCCAAGGAGCAGCAUAUAGUCCAGAGGGUCAGCCGAUGGGAAGCUUUGUAUUGGAUGGUCAGCAGCACAUGGGAAUCCGGCCUGCAGGUUUGCAAGGCAUGCCAGGGGACUACGUAUCUCAGGGUGGUCCUAUGGGUAUGAGUAUGGCACAGCCAAGUUACACUCCUCCCCAGAUGACCCCACACCCUACUCAAUUAAGACAUGGACCCCCAAUCCAUUCAUAUUUGCCAAGUCACUCCCAUCACCCAGCCAUGAUGAUGCACGGAGGACCCCUUAUCCACCCUGGAAUGACCAUGUCAGCACAGAACCCCACAAUGUUAAAUUCUGUAGACCCCAGUGUUGAUGGACAGGUUAUGGACAUUCAUGCCCAAUAGUAUAAGGGAACUCAAGGGAAAAACAAAGCAAACAAACAGAAAACAAAACAAAAACUAUUUUAAGACUUUUGAACUUUGACCAGAUGUUGACACUUAAUACAGAAUUCCAGACAGCUGUGAUUAUUUUUUACUUUUUGUCAUUUUUCAUCAACAACAGAGGACCAAGAUAAACAAGAACACAAAUGUGAACUCAUGGGCUCGCUGAAAUGAACAUGUCCAUGUACAGAUCCUCUGGAAAAAAAAAAAAAAGACUCCAAGAGUUAUAACUACUGUAGUAUAAACAUAGGAACUAAGUUAACUUGUACAUUUCUGUUGAUCACUCCGUUACGUUGCCUCAAAUAGUUUUAGAAGAAAAAAAAAAAACAACCUUGUUUUCCACACUAUGUGUGUUGUUCCCAAAAGAAUGACUGUUUUGGUUCAGCAGUGAAGUCACUAUCCAUGAAAGACCUGUUUUGGCCAGUGAGAAAAGGACUGCCCUGGAGAUGAAGACAAAAAAAAGUCUUGCUGGAACUCUCAUCGCUCAGAAGACUGUUCCAAGAAGGCCUUGCCAUUCCCUCAUUUUGUUCCUUCAUAAGAUGUGUCCUUUAGUUUCAAACAGAUCUUUAUAGUUUGUGCUUCAUUAAGUCUCUCCCCAUUCCUCCCCAAUCUUUUUUAUUUUGGGUUUUGGUUUUGUUGUUGUUGGUUUUUUUGGGGGGUUGUUGGUUGGGUUGGUUUGUUUUGUUUUUUUUUUGGACUCUUCUUCAAAGAGCUCACAGGUGAAGAUUUAAAAGACAGAACAGACAGAGCAGGAGCUUCUUCCAGUAGUUCUGAGCCUUGGCUUUGGACAAAAACUAAACUGAAAGUUGGGCAGCUUUCCUCAAUGAAAGAAAUUACUAACGGUCUUGCACCAAACCUAGGACUUUAUCAUGAACUCAAAGCUUGGGAAAAAUAAAAAAAAAAAAAAAGAAAAGAAAGAAAAAAAAAGGCAAGAGAAUACUGUAACAAACUUCGUACAGAGUUCGGUCUAUUAAUUGUUUCAUGUUAGAUAUUCUAUGUGUUUACCUCAAUUGAAAAAAAAAAAAAAGAAUGUUUUUGCUAGUAUCAGAUCUGCUGUGGAAUUGGUAUUGUAUGUCCAUGAAUUCUUCCUUUCUCAGCACGUGUUCCUCACUAGAAGAAAAUGCUGUUACCUUUAAGCUUUGUCAAAAAAAAAACCCGACAAAAAAAAAAAAAAAACCCUUUACAUUAAAAUACUUGUAUGAGGACUGUGACGUUAUGUUUUAAAAAAGGAAAAAAAAAAAAAAAGAAGUGUUAAGUCACAAAAUGCGGUAAUAAAUAUUUCAUUUUUGAUUUUUUGUUAGGCUUUUGUGUUUUUAAUCACGCUUAGGAAGAGACAGGAGUUGUCCGGGAGAGAUGUCUCCGGUGCGGUUCUUAGCAGCAGCGAGAAGAGAGGUUGGAAAAAUCAGGAGCGAGCCUGUCGCCAUCGAUAGAAUGAUGGAAUGAAAGAGCAUCUGAGGAGAUUUAUUUCUGCUGGUUGUCGAUAGAAUUAUUUUUUUUAUGCCAGAUUAAACAAAAUUUGGAAUAUUGUCUCAGCAGCUUGCAUUUCAGAGGUCCGUGUCUGAUAUCUGUACUAUCUGCUAAUAACAUAGAAACUGAGUCUGACUGUAAAGGCCCAGAUUCAAGACCAGUAAGCACAUGUGUGUUGUUUAUGUGCAUCCAUCACCACCACAGACCUUGGCUCCAGCUAUUUAGCCCAGAGGUGAAGAACAGCUGUGAUGAAGGAGUAGGUUUCAAAGUUUCAAGAAGAGAAAAGAAUCUUUGACUUUAAUGAGACUUUCACCUGGAUGAGGCCUGUGUGAUGGAGUUUUUGAGAUGGGUUUAUUGCUCUUCUUGUCUUCAGUUGCUUUCAGAAUUGGAGAGGGAGAAGAUAAAAAAAACAAUAUGAGACAGAGACGAUCAAGUAACUGGAGAAAAUGUGCAUUUGACAUUUUGUGUAUAAAUAGCUGGGGCAGAAUCGUGAGUGAAGCUUUGAUUUUACUUAAACAAAUGCUUGUGGCAUUUUUAAGCAACUGAAGGACAGCCUGAGGUAGGAAGACAUGAGCAGUGUUAGAAAUAACUGCCCUCGGAGGCACAGUGAAGUCAGUGACAGCAGGAUGGGGCCCAAAGAGCAGGGUAAAGCAGCUCUGCUGCUGUUUCUGGGAGGAGAGGAAUGGGAAAGGGCUUGUAAUUACCCUAACUUUCUAGGAAAUAAACCUUACAGGCUUCAACAUCUGUAAAUUUGUAACCCUUCUCCUCCUCCUCAUUCCAACUGGCUGGGCUGUUAUUAAAAACUUUGACUGACAACUUUUACCUUUGGAAUGUGGAAAGAGGCUCGAUGUAGUUAAUGUUUCAUUUCUGAGCUGAGUAAAUGGACCCACGCUGCUGGCGACAGAAGGGAGGAUGCCAGUAGAAUGGGUGUGAGGAUUUAUUUAGCAAUCGGGUCCUUCUUCGUGGGCGUCUUUUGAAGGCAUUUGUAUGAAAUUAAAAGGAUGAUAAUUCCCAGCCUGGUUUUGAUGCUCUCUCCUGGUUAAAGCCACACCAACCCUUCAGUGGUGUUAAGAAGAGCACACUCCGAGUUCCCACUGCCAAAUUCUCUGAUUAUUGUGGGUACAGUAGGCAAGGUUGUUUGUGUUAGCACUAUUUUAAAGGGAGGCUUUUUGUCUCAGUUUUUUAAAACUCAGCAUUUCAUUCCCUUGCAGAUCUUUUCUUAACAGUUUGAGGAGAAAUGUCAGUAAACGUCCUCACGCUGGAGAGGAAAGAAUUUAGCCACAGUGGAUUAUUGCUUUUUAUAAUGAACUAAAUAUUUGCAUUGCUGUGUUGUUUUUUAUUUUCCUUCUUUCUUCCCCUCCCCCUUCCCCCUUUUCUUCUUUUUUUUUUUUUUUUCUUUUGAGCUGUGCUUUCCAUGAGAUGUGUUGCUGAAAUCCAAGGUACAAUAACGUGCAAAGAUUCCUCCAUCUGAGAUUCACUGUUUAGCAUGGAAGGUUCCGAUUUUGGUAUUUUUAAGAACUGCUCAGCUGUCAAAAGCAACCAAAACGGGAAUAAUGUUUUGACAGCGGUAUAGUGCUAAAGAAAAUACUCCAGUCUGAAUAAAAAAUGCUUAUGCUGUGGGAAACGAAGGGUAACAGAUGAAACACCUUUUGUUUACACACACACAUGUUUAUAAUCCCAAAUUUCCAUUUCUCCGAGCUGGUCUGGGCUGAGAGUUGUAGCCACCACAAACAAGGGAUUUUUCUUCCAGAUUUUGCCGCCUUAAAGGCGAAGAGAGGAGGGAAGCACACCUCCGCCGCCGCGGCCGCCCGAGCCCUGCCCGUCGCGGCGAGCGGGCACCGCCGGGCCGAAGAGAAGAUGCCGGGGGCAGCCCGACGCUCCUCCGCUUUCGCUUAUAGCCACAGAGAGAGCGAAGGAGAGAAAAUUGCCCCAGACCAGGAGGCAAAAUACUGUUUUUCGAAGACUGCGAGCCUGUUCCCUGCAUGCUGAUGUAAUCAAUUUAGGUGCGGAGAUCGCACAUCUGAGGGAGAAGGAAAUUAUUGAUUUCUCCAGAAAACGCUUCCCUGACGCAGCUCGGGAGCGGCCACCACCCAGGGCAGGUCCAGUGCUGUUCUGUUCCUACACCACCCUGCAUAACGGCCUUCACGUCCUGCUCUCCUCCAUCAGGCUUCCUGAACACACCAGGUGGACAAAAACCUUCUCAAGGCAGUGAUGCUCGGUGCUUAGGUCUCUCCAUCCUAAACAAAACCAGAGCAACCAGAUCACGAGGAGUAACUUGGUCCUAGACUGAAACUCCACUUGCUCUGUUUCUGCUGUGCAAUUCUACACAGGCCAUCCAAUUCUAGCUAUUAGAGAUUAUGUAUAACUAGGAGGAGGUCACAGGUGACUGGCAAGUUCAACCUACUUAGCUCAAUUAUCCAAGUUUCAUUUCCAAAUUGUGUUCAAUUUCAUCUUCCUGCCUCCCUCCAAAUUAUCUUAGAGGGGGAAAAAAUAUCAAAUGGAAGCAGACAAUUUAAGACAAAUCCUGUAUACCAUUAUUCAUAUGCAAAAUAAUUUUUGUGAUAUAUACUCCCCUUAAUGGUUAUGGGAUGCCAGAUCUUUCCAAGUGGAUUUACAAACCUAGCCAUCAAGUUAUUUCAAAGGCAGGCCUAUUAGGGACAAAAAUAAUUAUUAACUUUCAAAAGCUUUGUGGGGAAAAAGAAGUUUCUGAAUGUUGUCUCUUUAAAUUUUACUUAAGUUUUGCUUUUAAUUUAAGCCUUGAGGCACAGUAGAAAGAUAUGCAGAGUCUAAUAAGGAGUUUGGAAAAUAAUGUGCUGUAAUCCAGUGCCGAGCUACUUCUCCAUAAAAUAUAGAUAAGGAACCAAUUCAUAAGCAAAAAUAUCUGCUAGGACUGAGUUUUAACAUAACACUUCACUUGAGCAUUCUUAUAUGCAUUAUUAAGGAGAUAACAAAAGUGCUUCAAAUCAAGCUCUGUACAGUCACAUCUGGAAAUGCUCUUUUCUGUCUAAUUUUCAUUUUUUCCCUUGAAAAAACAUGAGAAGAAAAACUCAUCUGUCCCCCUGUAUAUCAACUGUUACCAUCAGCUUCUAAUCAGCAACAUGUAUAGUUACAGAAUACAUUCCGUGCUGCCCCUUUCAGAGAACAGUAAAAUGAGAGUAACAUCUUCAUUCACGUGUAGAAUCUGAUGUUAAAACCAAACCCGUGCACAAUGAGCACGUACAUCUCCUUAUGCAUGUGGACAGGCAUGUAGAUGGGCAGACACAAUACACUUCUACAUGGAAACAAGUCACUGUAACGUACUGGAAAACAUCAUAAAGAAGGGCCUGAGCACUUCAUUUCAUCGGAUCCUAAGUCAGAUGCCAUCAGAUAAGAAGUUUCAAAGCAGACACAGCUAAUUUCAGGAGGCAUUGGAUUUCUGGCAAGCUGUGCUGUGUGGUGUUUAACCACUUCCAGUUUUAAAAGAAGCUCUUUAGGCUUUGCAGUCAAAUAAAGUGUUACCUCUGAGCAACAAAGCAUUAAUAAACUGCCCACAGGUUGCAGAGCUGA